Molecule: messenger RNA, 1779 nt
Organism: Aureobasidium subglaciale EXF-2481
Lineage: Eukaryota; Fungi; Ascomycota; Dothideomycetes; Dothideales; Saccotheciaceae
Product: GMC oxidoreductase
Exons: 1
Coding region: 1-1779 (592 amino acids)
Molecular function (GO): oxidoreductase activity, acting on CH-OH group of donors; flavin adenine dinucleotide binding
Source: RefSeq, a predicted model, not a curated record
AUGGUACAACUUACGACAUCCGAAUACGAUUUAAUCAUCGUGGGCGGUGGCACUGCGGGUUGCGUGCUUGCGAAUCGCCUGUCUGAAGGCCCCGAUGUAUCAAUACUUGUCCUCGAAGCCGGAGAGGAUCGCAGUGACGAUCCACGUGUCUAUACUCCUGGUCUGACGGGCGGCACCUUGGACGACCUUCAGUUCGAUUGGCAAUAUUUGUCAGAGCCAACUUCUGGCGUGAACAACAGACAAAUCAAGCAUCCUCGUGGCCGUGUCAUAGGUGGAAGCAGCGCAAUAAACUCACUAGCCAUCAUCUACCCCUCAGCCUCUGGGAUGGAUGCAUGGGCAGAGCUUGGAAACGAAGGUUGGGACUGGAAAACUUUGGCGCCGUAUUUCCUCAAGUUCCAGACCAUUGUGCCGCCAAGUAAGGAAGUCAGAAGGCAAAUCAACAUCAUACACAGCGAUGAGAAUAUUCGGAAGUCGAAUGGACCAAUUCAGACUGUGUUCCCUCUUCAACCCAACGCGCUACACAAGGUUUGGCUUGAGACGUUUCGAACUUUGAACCUGGAAAAUGUCAGCGACCCACUGACUGGACAUGCCAUCGGAGGCCACACGUCAACUUGUCACAUCACCGGAGAUACUCGUGAGCGCAGUCAUGCAGGAGUGGCGUAUCUGGAUCCCGUUCGUGGACGAGAAAAUCUGACCAUUGUCACCAAUGCGGUGGUCCACAAAGUGGUGAUUGAUGAUGACGGUUCAGGACCGGCAGUCCGUGGUGUUGUAUACUCACAGCACGGCGUUGUCCAUGAAGCUGUAGCGAAGAAGGAAGUCAUCCUUGCGGCGGGUGCGUUCAAUACGCCACAGAUUCUGGAGCUUUCUGGCAUCGGUGACCCUAGCAUUCUCAAGCGACACGGUAUCAACAUCGUGCACGCGAAUUCGGCUGUUGGAGAGAACCUUCAAGACCACCUACGGGUGGGAAUCUCCUUUGAGGCUGCUGAUGGAGUUCCACCAAGGUUACCUCCUCCUACUGACGAAGUGCGCCGGACGUACGAGGACAAUCGAUCUGGAUCUCUAGCCGAGAAUGGCGCGUUUUCGUUCUCUUAUACACCAAUUGUACCUUUCUUGAACCCUGGAGGAAAUGAGAAAUUGAAGAGUCUGCUCGAUCGUCACCUGCAAGAUGAUCACAGCCAGUCGGACUUUGUUCGUAAGCGUAACAAAUUCAUCCGAAACGCCGUCGAAUCUGCUGAUGAAGCGACCGCGGUGUCAUUCUUGAGUAGGAGACCAGCGAGCGAAGUCAACAAUGGCAACUUCAUCACUCUGAACUCCAUGCUGUCGCAUCCUUUCUCCGCCGGAAGUGCCCACAUCAUUUCUGCGGACCCUCAGACCAAACCUAAGGUCGACUUUGACUACUACUCGCAUCCUCUUGAUACAGAGAUACAUGCUCAACACAUCAAGGUGCUGGAGAAGCUGGCAAAGACAAAGCCUUUGGCAUCGUGCAUUAAGCCGGGCGGAAGAAGACUCCCUCAAGGAUAUCCUACCGACACGAUUGACAAUGCGAAGAUGUUGGCGCGGGCUUAUGCGACAACAAACUACCACCCAUGUGGUACAUGUUCUUUGGGCGCCGUGGUGGACAAUCGCCUGAAUGUGAAAGGUGUGCGCAAUUUGAGAAUUGUUGAUGCAAGUAUCAUGCCGAUCAUCCCACGAGGAAACAUCCUGGCAACGGUGUAUGCAGUUGCUGAACGUGCUGCCGAUAUCAUCAGCGAGGACCUAGGCAUCCGUAGAGAGACAUAG